GUGAGACACAUCACUCUUGGAGGCCAUAGAACCAGCUCGCCCCCUCCAGAUGAAAAAUGAUCCCUUUGUGAAUGCUUCCAAGCUCAUGUGUUUCCGUUAACUCUCACCCAAGUGCAAGAACCGCCCACCCUCCCACAGGAAGCACUUCUCAUAAAUUGAAAGACAAGAGAACACUCCUUGUUUUCGAAAGACACAAGCUGCCUCUCUUGACUUGGGAACCUGGGGCUUUACCCAGAAAACCAAAAUGCUGAAACCUUUGGGUGGGAUAGCAAGUUAAAGGGAUUGAUCAACAUUAUAAGAGCACCAAGGGGGAGCACUCUUCUUUUGUGUAGCAAAUGAAGGAGAAGGAGAUGGACGAGCAAAGGCAAGAACUUAUGGCAGCAAGAAUGAGCAUCAUAAGAUACGCCCAUGGUUUCAUGGACUCCAUGUCCUUGAAAUGUGUGGUGGAGCUAGGAAUCCCAGACAUCCUUCGUAAGAACGCUAAGCCCAUAACACUCCAAGAACUCGCCGCCGCUCUCCCAUUGCCGGCGGUCGACAUGGGCCGCCUCCAAAGUCUAAUGAGGUUCGCCGUUCACCACAUGGGUCUCUUCACCUUCAACGGCCAGGAUGGCACUUACGGGUUGACUCGUUUCUCGGAGUGUCUACUCCGAGACAGCGAGACUUUCAUGGUUCCCAUGAUACUUGGGACAUUAACCGAUUGGGGAAUGGGAGCUUGGCACAGUCUAAGCAGCAGCAUCCAAGGAGGUCCACCAGCAUUUGAGAGGCACCAUGGAAUGAACAACUGGGACUAUUUAGCGAGUCACCCCGAUAUGAAUCAGUUGUUCAAUGAGUCACAGGAAAGGAACACAAAGGAAAUAUUUCGUGAGAUCUUAAGCAAGUGUGGGUCAUGGCUAUUUGAAGGGAUUGGAUCUAUAGUGGACGUAGGAGGAGGAAAUGGAGCAGCUGCAAAGGAGAUAGUGAAGGAGUUUCCAAGCAUCAAGUGUACCGUGUUUGAUCUUCCACAGGUGAUGAGUAGUAACUCGGAGAAGACGAGUGAAGUGGAAUGGGUUGAAGGAGACAUCUUUAACUCAGUGCCUCGUGCUGACGCCAUCCUUCUCAAGUAUAUACUUCACGAUUGGAAUGAUGAGAAGUGCAUGAAAAUUCUUGAGCAAUGUAAGGAGGCAAUACCAGCAGGAGGAGGAAAGGUAAUCAUAGUUGAAAUGGUGAUGGACAUUAAUAAGGAGAUGGACAUGUACCCAGCGUUACUGUCAGACAUGUUCAUGAUGGUGAGUUUUGGAGGAAAAGAGAGGACAAGAGAAGAAUGGGAGAAGCUCAUUCAUGAUGCAGGGUACAGCAAAUGCAAAAUAACCCCAUUUUCACCUUUGGCUUCUCUAAUUGAGGCUUAUCCUUAGUACAAUCGGAUUUAGAUUCUCUUUCCCUUGCACCAAAA
Messenger RNA from Macadamia integrifolia, 1429 nucleotides. RefSeq names its product 3'-hydroxy-N-methyl-(S)-coclaurine 4'-O-methyltransferase-like. Gene Ontology annotation, molecular function: O-methyltransferase activity; S-adenosylmethionine-dependent methyltransferase activity; protein dimerization activity. NCBI's taxonomy places the organism in Eukaryota, Viridiplantae, Streptophyta, Magnoliopsida, Proteales, Proteaceae. Gene Ontology annotation, biological process: methylation. The transcript is spliced from 2 exons. The record is from RefSeq and is a predicted model, not a curated record. Bases 336 to 1391 code for a protein of 351 amino acids.